UCCGAUCCGUCUGCUUUUUAGAUUCUGGAUCGUCCAACCAAAUCAUCGGAUUUCCAAUAUCUUUUCACCAGAAUGACCAAUCACACGUUCCACUGUCCAUUUCUCUCCAUUUCUCUUCCAUAUCUUUUCACCAGAAUGACCAAUCACACGUUCCACUGUCCAUUUCUCUCCCUGCGCUAAGCCAAUCACGGACAGGCUAGCGACGCUCCGAAUUCGGAAUGGAUUUUAACUGUAGAACAAACCACACGUAUUCAAUCGUCAUUCCUGAAAACGACUCUGUAAGAUGUCUACUAAGAAGCAUCGAUCCAUGGGGUCUGAGGAGUGGGUGAGCCGCCUGAGGGCAUUUGCCUCUUCUGGCACUUGGCCCUCCAGUGCAGGGAACAGGCCAUCUCCAAAACAGGCCAAGUGGCACAACCUCUACCAGAAGAUUGAGAAGUGUCCCAUGAUGCUGCGUGGGCAGACCUUAAUGUUAGGGAUAGCCCAGACAUGUACCUGUGGCUUUCACUCCCAGCAGUCUGUGAGAAGCCCUGCAGCUACCUCUGCCUCCACCUCUGCUGCGCCUGCACGGAGCCCUGGGAGGCCUGCAUUGACGCUGGCGAUGUUUGAGAAAGCGCGGUUUGGUGGGACUUUGUCUGCUGCAGCCAAGCCGAAUGUCAAUCUGACCAGGAGGCCUGUUGAGCGUCCCUCCAGCCCUGCCACUGUCCCGUCUGGGAGAAGCACUCCAUCCGCUACCCCACCUCGAGUGACGCCCCCUUCCAGUCCCAGAUUCUACAGGCCUGUCUCCCCUUUCUCUCUGCCUCCAUCCAGCCCCAUCAUGUCGGCGGCGAGGACCAGCUCUUCUCCUCUGGUUGAAUCAGAUACGAGUCCUGCUCCUCCAGGUCUCCUCCCUGCUCCUCCAGGUCUCCUCCCUGCUCCUCCAGGUCUCCUCCCUGCUCCUCCAGGUCUCCUCCCUGCUCCUCCAGGUCUCCUCCCUGCUCCUCCAGGUCCCCUCCCUGCUCCUCCUGGUCCCCUCCCUGCUCCUCCUGGUCCCCUCCCUGCUCCUCCUCUUGCUGCUCAGUUCUGGCUGCCGGUGGAAAUGAGGAAGACCAUUCCCCAGCAGGACCAGCGCUGGAUUGCAUCCACGCUGUGGAGGAACCAGCGGCUGCGACCGGACGUCCAGCUCUGGUAUGAGCCACCUGUUCCUGCCCUCAUCUACAACCAGGUCCCAUCACCAGACCGCUUUUUUAUGCACCGGCUCCUGGUGUGGAUGCCCUACCACCUGUGGAAGGUGAGGCUGUCCUGCCCCCAGUGCAAGGGGCAGCUCACCGGGGCCGGCAUCCACAAGAGGGCACGGAAGGUCCUGGACGUGGACAGGUACUACCUGAUGGUGACGGAGACCCUCAGGUGCAACUCCUCCAGUUGCAUAUCAAAUUACCUGUCCACGAGCCAGACCGUCCUGGACCAGCUGAGCUUGGCUCUCCGCGGGGAGUUCCGCCUCAUCCUGACCCGCAAGUAUGCGUGUGACAUCCGUGUCAUCCGGAUGCUACGGGAGAGGACCCUCGGCAACAGCUCCACACGCCUGGCCAAACAGCUGCGGGAGAACCACGGCGAGGAGUGGCUGCAGCGGUUGGCCCGCUACAUGGAGCUGGCCAAUGACUUUGCCCGCAGGCCCGGUCUCUUCCCUGUGGUCUGUCAGAGCCCCCCCGAGCCUAUCGCUGUCCCGACCAACAGGUGGCUCCUGACGGUGUACGGGAAGGACUUGAUGAGCCGUAUGGGUCACAUCAAGGCCAGCAUCACCUCCACCUUUGGCUCCAUUUUAAAAAUGGAUUCUACAAAGAAGAUGACCAAAAAGCUGGCUGGAGCCGCCAAGGGGACGGCGCUCUGGGUGUCCUCCGUCAGCAACGAGAAGGGGCAGGUCCUGAUCAGCGUCCUGACAGCCCAGGAGGGACCUGGACUGGACCGGAUGGUGUCAGGCCUCAUCAGGCGCUACAGCGAGGCGGGCGUGGCUCCCCCUAUACUCCUCUAUGUGGACUGUGGCUGCUGCAAGGAGACGGGAGGGGAGAGCAAGCUGCAGGCCAGGUUCGGCGGCUGGCCAGACCUCGUCAUCCGGCUGGACAUCUGGCACUUCCUUCGGCGGCUUGCGGCCGGAUGCACGACCGACGCCCACGCCCUGUACCCCAUCUUCAUGGCCACGCUCUCCGUCUGCCUGUUUGAGUGGGACCCUGAAGAUGUGGCCCUUCUGCGCCACGCCAAGAGGGAGGAGCUCCGGAGGGAGGGUGUGCCCGGCAUCUCCGAGGCUCUGGUGGACAGCCGGUUGACCAAGGCCCAGUUGGCGCUGUACUGCAGGCGGAGGACCCGUGGAGAGGAGGCCACCAUCCGCCAGGUGGAGGCCCUGCUGCAGGAGCUGAUGGGGGACAAAGGCAGGGACCUGCUGGGUGUUCCCCUCCUGGACCGGGUGAGGAUGGAGCACAUCUGGCGGGUUCAGAAGAGGCACGUCAAGUGCAUCCAGGACCUGCCAGGUGUGCCUCUGUACACAAAGACCGGCACCACCACCACCAAGGACGGCGUCGUCCUCACCAAAUACAGGUGUGCGCGAGGUUCAACGUCACUGGAGUCCUUCCACUGCCACCUGAACCGCUUUAUUCCAGGGACCCAGGCCAAUGACCUGAACUUCCAGCUCUACUUGCUGGACGGGCUGAACCGGUGGAACCAGGACCGGGCUGCUGCUGCUGUGGCUGAGAAGAUGUCCGCUCUCCUCAGCUACUCAGGGGAUCUGGUGCACUGUGUGAACACAUUUGGCACCAAUGUGUUUGGACAGAUGUUUGUCCCCUCUUUCCGCCUCCCCAGCAAGUACACUGGAGAGUUGAUAGGCAUUGACUACCUCUACAUGCAGACGGGGAAGUGCAUGCAGGACAUGGAUCCUGAGGGGGAGGAGACGGAGCAGCUGCUGGAGGACCUGGGCGACGAGGCAGAGGAUGAGGGCUUCACAGACGACACCGAGGUUCCUGUUGAGCAGUUGGCAGUGGAUGAAAACAACAUCCCGGGCCUGGAGAGGGUGGACCACCUAGCCGAGUAUCUGGUGGGGCUGAGGAGCCAGACCAGCCUGGCCCUCAGCAACCGGGAUGUCGGCAUCAUCGUCGGCCUGUGGGAGGAGCUGCUGCCCUACGACCAGCAGAAGGCGGUGUACCAUGCACGGCACCAGGACAGGCUGCUGACGGGGCGCUUCAGGUCGCCGAAGAAGAAGGGAGAGUUCACGUCGGGUGUGGACAGUUUGCGGAGAUGCACCAUAACAGCGAGUGCAUCUCCUGCACAGUGGCCUUCAUGCUGCCGCCUGGUUGAUGCCAUCUGUGUUAGGCUCUGCACCCUCCACCCUUCCCCUACCAAGAAGGGGAAGGGGUACCUCUCAAGGUGGAGUCUGAUCCUGAGGGACUACCGCAGGAUCAGACAGCUCAUCCUGGCCAACGGGGCCGUGAUGUCCACCACCAGCCUGCAGCUGGUUGAGGUGAACCAGACCACCCUCAUCCAGUGGCACAACAGGAGGGUGGCCAGGCAGGGUGUCUCCGUGUUGUGCCAGGGUGUGGACCUGCCUGCCCCUGUGCCUGUUGCCACCGUGGUCUUACCUCCGGGUAUGGACCGCCCCGCUGUGGCUCCUCAAACCCCGGGCCUGGUGAAAUAUUCCUACCACCUCCCGGAGAGCACAGCGGGGCGGGCCAAAAUGAACCGGAGGGCCACAGCCACUGCCACCGCAGCCGUAGCACCAGCACCAGCACCGGCACCAGCACCAGCAACGGCACCUGCAACGGCUGUAAGGCCCAGGAUGAAGACAGCCCAGAGGCGGCUGUUUCCCUGUCCUCCCACCCCUGCCCCUGUCAUCAGCAGCACCCCUGCUCCAUUUGUUUUUGCCCUCCCCCGGGCCCCUGCUCCAUUUGUUUUUGCCCUCCCCCGGGCCCCUACUCUCUCCGGCACUCCUGCCCUCACCCAAUCCCUCCCUAGCACAUCAUUCCUCCCGGUAAACCCCCUGUUGCGCUACCCUCACGCCCAGCCCCCCAUUAUGUUUGCUGUCCCCUCAGCAGUGCCUCCUGCAGAACGGAAGAGGCCUUACAACAGGACUGGGGAGGCAAAUAAAUGCAGGAGGUGUGGGGAGCCCCGGAGUGCAGCGACUGGCCACAGCCAGUACAAGGGGAAAAUCUACUGCCCCUCCUCCGAGUCCCUGACCAAGGAGCAGUGGUUGGCGGAGAGGAGGAAAUAA
Molecule: messenger RNA, 4228 nt
Organism: Gadus chalcogrammus (walleye pollock)
Lineage: Eukaryota; Metazoa; Chordata; Actinopteri; Gadiformes; Gadidae
Exons: 13
Coding region: 284-4228 (1314 amino acids)
Source: RefSeq, a predicted model, not a curated record